AUUCCUGCUUCCUGUCUCUUGUGUCACUUUUCCCCCCUCUAUUUCCUAUAUCUCAUCUUUGAUCACACGGGUCACGUUUCUCUUCUGUGAGACUGUGACUUUAUGCUUCUUUCAUGACCCAAGUAGUCACUUUGAGACACUUCUCACACUGUCUUUAGUGGAUCUAUAUAUAUUAUUUUUAUUUUGGUCAAAUUUUUGGUGGUUCAUCACAUGACAAAUCCAAUAAGACCGGCUUCCAUUGUCUAUUAUUCUUCUCAAAAUUCAUUGGGUUCUGUGAACUUUUGGCUUCCCCAAUAAAAUUUGACCUUAAGCUUCUUUGCCUCCUCCCUCACCCUAUUAAUAUAAGGCAUUCCAAGCAACCUGCUUGGGGACUUUCAUCGCUCAAGCACUUGGUUAAGCUUGAGGUAAUUGUUGUGAGAGCAGGGAACUUCCUUCAACUCCGACUGCCUCAGGGAUAACAAGAGGUCGACAUGGGUAAGCUUGGAAGAAUGUUGGACACGCUCUGUUUCUCUUCCUGCUCAAACUCUUGCUUCUGUGUAAAUUCCAUGGAAUUUGAUGAUGAGUUUGAGGGAAAGCCCUUGAUUGUGGGUGACGCUGAUCAGAAACCAAGACUGAAGGAUGUGGUUGCGGGCAAGCAGACUUUGGCUUUUCAAUUGAAACCCAAGAUAGUGAUAUUGAGGGUGUCCAUGCACUGCCAUGGAUGUGCAAGGAAAGUUGAGAAACAUGUGUCAAAGUUGGAAGGAGUGAGCUCAUACAAGGUAGAUCUGGAGACCAAAAUGGUAGUUGUUAUUGGGGACAUUCUUCCCUUGGAAGUGUUGGAAAGUGUGUCGAAGGUCAAGAAUGCACAACUUUGGGAUUCUCCAAGCUGAACUGCUAACGAGGAAAAAUUUGGCCACAGGAUUUAUUUCCCAGCAGAAUCCAUCCACCAUGACAAAAAGCAGAAUGAAGAAGCUCUAUAUUUCCUGUCAUUCUGUGCUCUUUUUCCAAAAUGUAUAAUACCCAUGCUGCUGGAAAGAAAAAAACAAGAAAGCGAUAGUGCAUUAAAUAUCUCUUUUUGGGACUCGAGAAGCGAGAUCUACUUCCAUGUUUGGCCAAGGUUGAUGAUAUCUUAUUCUCCGCUUACAUA
Molecule: messenger RNA, 1126 nt
Organism: Prosopis cineraria
Lineage: Eukaryota; Viridiplantae; Streptophyta; Magnoliopsida; Fabales; Fabaceae
Product: protein SODIUM POTASSIUM ROOT DEFECTIVE 2
Exons: 3
Coding region: 471-869 (132 amino acids)
Molecular function (GO): metal ion binding
Source: RefSeq, a predicted model, not a curated record